AUGCCGGAGCUCAUAGACCAGAUGUACUGCUCGCAACAGAUCGUCAUACCACCGAAGUUUCCUUACAUCCUCAAGAAAUAUUGUAAAGCGGCCAUUAAAACUCAGCCAUACGACCUUCUCCGCUGGUCGUUCGAAUACUUUUCGGCGCUUGCGCAGAACCGUCCCCCUCCCGUGAAGUUGAGGUUGGAAUACCCAAUAUACAGCACGGAGGGUGGUCUGACCAGAGGGUGCUUAAAGGUUCUGGCCAAUCAAUUAAUUGGCAUGUCACAAGUACCGUUACCAGCUGUCCGUAAAGCCUGGGACGGUUUUUGCCUGGAUCCUGAGGAGUUGAAGAGGAUAUUCUGUUUGUGUGAAGUAUAUCUUCGUGAAGAUUCGGUACCUUUCUUGCAUUUUAUAGCUGUCGCUGGAGGUCUACUCACUAAGACUUUAACCCACACCAUGAUCCUGCUCUGCGAGACCUUGACCAAGGAGCCUGAUGGUGGAUCAGCAGCCAUACCACUCCAGGACUUCCUCACAAUGUACCAGUUCCUGGCUCGCAUGGACGCAUCCAAGGAUGUGAAGUACUUCAAUGGCUACCGAGAAGGCCAAACACCAAAACCUGAAAGUCCAGUCGAAGAAGAGGAAAACCCAGAAACAGUUGAAGAGCAAGCGGAUACAGAGUCAUUAUCAGAAGAUUACUGGCAAGAACUACACGAAUGGGAAAAUUGCAGACACCUUCAAAAAGUUAAUCUCAUAAAUGACCACGUACCUCAAACGGCGAGAUUGAGUGAUAAACUGAACAUGCCGGUGAUUGGCAAAAUUAAGAGAUCUCCCUCUAUCGAGAGAGCUGGACAGAUAGAGAGGGAAAACUAUAUGAGAGAGAGAAAAGGUAGACCUGCUCCAAGCGAAGAAGUCGAAAAAAAGCUUCGAGAGCUUAGUAGUGCAAAAGUCAACGAGGCAGAAGAUAAGAAUGUUGUCCAAAAAUCGAAAGAUGAAAACGUUGAAAAGAACAAAGAAGAAAUUAAGAUCAUAGUGACGGAUGAAGACGGUCAGGAGAUACCGUUUGAAAUAUAUGGUGAACCUAAACAAGAAGAAGAUGCUAACGUAAUUGAUGAAGGAACAGAUGUAUUAGGUGUUGAAGAAGUGAAAGAUGAAGAAACAGAGAAGAAAUUUGAAGAGAUAGACGAAAAAGAAAGAAUUACAUUAUUUGUUACAGAAUGUUACGAAGAGCGCGAGCGGCGUCGGGAAGAUUUGGAACUUACGUUUGACGAGAUAGCUGAAAUCGUGGAUAGGUUCAAGUCUGCUAACUAUGAUCUUGGCAUGGUAGCUGGUAGGCAGAUGUCGACGACAAGUGGGGAGUUUGUGGUUUCUCACAUCGAAAAGGAGAUUAUGGAUUACAUUGACGGUCAGAUUGCGAUUUUACCUGAUCCUGACUUGAAGAAGAAGAAGGCUAAACCAGAAGAGGUGGCCAUGGUGAAGGAUAUCCUCGAAAACUUUCUCGAUGAAAAUAUGGACGUGAUCGUACCGGAACUUGAAGAAGUUGAAGAAGAGGAACAGCCAUUACCGGAAGUAACGGUAGUGUACGCAGUACCCGGUAUUGGACCUCCGGUAGACGAGGAUUUGAUACGAGAUUUCGUUGAUUAUGCCUUGGAAGUCUGCAAGCUACAAGCUGACGUUAUUAUGCCUAGGAAUAUACGGCAUUUCCUGUGUCCGCCUUUAGAAAAGUAUGAAGAACCAAAGAAUGAUGAUCAGCAACCGAAGAAAGAGCAGGUCGCAAUGGGUGGCGUCAUCACGGAUUAAAUCCAUUAUGAUCAAAUUUUAAUAUAAAAAUUAUUUUAAAAUAUAUAAUUAUGACCUAUCAAGUAUUGUUAAAAAUUUAAUGUUUAUUUUAUUUAAUAGCACUAUAGCACUGUUUUUGUAGUUUCUUCUAUAAAUUAUAUUAAUACAAUUACAUAAAUACGUAAA
Molecule: messenger RNA, 1944 nt
Organism: Melitaea cinxia (Glanville fritillary)
Lineage: Eukaryota; Metazoa; Arthropoda; Insecta; Lepidoptera; Nymphalidae
Exons: 15
Coding region: 1-1779 (592 amino acids)
Source: RefSeq, a predicted model, not a curated record